This is a messenger RNA of Rhipicephalus sanguineus (brown dog tick), 1257 nucleotides long. RefSeq names its product ubiquitin carboxyl-terminal hydrolase 8. Gene Ontology annotation, molecular function: cysteine-type deubiquitinase activity; cysteine-type endopeptidase activity. Gene Ontology annotation, cellular component: cytosol; nucleus. The coding region runs from base 1 to 1257 and encodes 418 amino acids. NCBI's taxonomy places the organism in Eukaryota, Metazoa, Arthropoda, Arachnida, Ixodida, Ixodidae. The record is from RefSeq and is a predicted model, not a curated record. Gene Ontology annotation, biological process: protein deubiquitination. The transcript has 2 exons.
AUGGAUACGCGUCCAUUAGAACUAGUCAACCGCGGGAACUAUUGCUUCGCGAAUGCGACUCUGCAAGCAAUUUUUCGCAUUCCCACGUUACUGGACGAGCUCGACCGAUGCUGUGACAACGAAGAGAUCAAGGCGACUCAAGAGGAGCGGAAAUUCGCCACAGGUUUCUCGAAUCUUCAACGGGCCUGCCUUCAUUCGAACAAGUUUUGCAACAACGAGCAGGAGUCAUUCUUGGACGUGUGCCGCGAAUAUUUGCCAUAUCUCUUCGCGAAACAGCAGGAGCAGGAGCAGCAAGAUGCGGCGGAGCUGGCACUUUCGCUUCUGAGUCUCCUCAGCGACAUCAUGAACAGAAACCGUUUCGCUGACGGCUCGCUAGGUAUCGACGAGCCGCCGUUCUAUUCCACCACUUCUAUAGCCACAGUGGACGGUGAAACUGCCCAAUAUAUCAGGUCAUGUGCGCAUCGAAAAUGGCAACUCUAUGAAGACCUGCACAGAUCGCCGGUAGAGUCCGUCAUCACAGGUCAGCUGGUUAUUGUCGGCCAGUGCUCCAUAUGCCUCAGAGUCAAGGUGCAGAAUGAGACAUUCAGCAUACUACCGGUACCAUGUGACUCGAAGCAGACCAACAAGUCCGUACUGAGCCUGGAAGACAUGAUCGAUACUCUCCGGACAACCAAUGGCAUGACAGGUGAGGACGACGGCAUUGCUUAUGGCACCGUGUGCAACAUCGUCGGGCAUCGGCAGUGGCGUCGACGAGAAGUGCUCGGUCACUUGAACAAAGCGUUGGUCAUUCAGAUAAUGCGAUUUGCAUUUGAUACUUCAUCCAAAGAUAGCGUCAAGGUGACGACGCCAGUCUCGAUACCAAACAACCUGACCAUAGCUUCAACAGAAGAGUCCGCUCCGCUGAAGUACAGACUGUUUGCUGCAGUUCUGCAUCUGGGAGGGCGCUCAACGAGCAGCGGGCAUUACAUUGCAUAUGCCGUGGACAAUAGGUGCGGUGGUUGGUGGUGCUUUAACGACGAUGCCGCGGUGAACGCCGUCGUCGACAUCGACGCCGAAAUGAAGAAACCGUCCUUUCUUCAGAACGCCUACAUGCUGUUCUAUGAAAGGUUUGUGGUCGGUGUAGAUGGUGCAGUGCAGCGCCUCGAGGAUGUGGCGAAAGUGUUGGACCGCAUCGAUGGCAAGAAGCUCUCUGUAGUAGGCUGGCCAGGUCGUCUCCGCAAGGGCCGAAGUUGCAUCGGCGGUGCUGCCAGAAGAUGA